Vitis riparia (riverbank grape) is the source of this 1047-nucleotide messenger RNA. RefSeq names its product ras-related protein RABE1c-like. The coding region runs from base 130 to 780 and encodes 216 amino acids. NCBI's taxonomy places the organism in Eukaryota, Viridiplantae, Streptophyta, Magnoliopsida, Vitales, Vitaceae. Gene Ontology annotation, biological process: regulation of exocytosis; protein secretion. The record is from RefSeq and is a predicted model, not a curated record. The transcript has 8 exons. Gene Ontology annotation, molecular function: GTP binding; GTPase activity.
UGUUUCUUCUUUGAUUCUGACGGCUCGGCUUCUGCCUUUUCUCUUUAUCAAUCUCAGCGCCGGCGCGAAUCAUACAUACAAAUCACAAUAAAGGUUCUGACCAUUCGGGCAAGUUAACACGCCUUUAUAAUGGCCGCUGCGCCGGCUCGAGCUCGCGCCGAUUACGAUUAUCUGGUCAAGCUCCUUCUCAUCGGCGAUAGCGGGGUUGGCAAGAGUUGCCUGUUAUUGCGUUUCUCAGAUGAUUCUUUUACAACAAGUUUCAUUACCACUAUUGGGAUUGACUUUAAGAUUCGGACCAUUGAGCUUGAUGGCAAGCGCAUCAAACUGCAAAUAUGGGAUACUGCUGGCCAAGAACGUUUUCGGACAAUCACAACAGCUUAUUACAGGGGAGCCAUGGGUAUAUUGCUGGUCUAUGAUGUCACAGACGAGUCGUCAUUCAACAACAUUAGGAACUGGAUCCGGAACAUUGAACAGCAUGCCUCUGAUAAUGUCAACAAAAUAUUGGUGGGAAACAAAGCUGACAUGGAUGAGAGCAAAAGGGCUGUGCCAACAUCACAGGGCCAAGCACUAGCUGAUGAAUAUGGGAUCAAAUUUUUUGAGACGAGUGCCAAAACAAACUUCAACGUGGAGCAGGUCUUCUUUUCAAUUGCCAGAGACAUAAAGCAAAGAAUAGCAGAGAGUGACUCAAAGACAGAGCCUCUAACCAUCAAGAUUAGUAAACCUGACCCAGCUACCGGUUCGGCUGCUGCCCAAGAGAAAUCAGCAUGCUGUGGUUCUUGAGGUCUUGCAGAUAACAGGAUUGCUCCCUAUUUCCUAUACACGUCUCAUAUGGUCUUAAAAAACUGGGUAGUUGUUUCUAGUUUGCCAUGGCAAACUGGUAGCACACACUCUUACUUUCUUGUUUCUAAAACUAUAGGUGUUGUAAUUUCUCCCUCAAUUUGUAAGAGUUGAAUGCUAUAUAUAUACAAGGUCCGAGAUACUCACCCCGGUUCCUAGUUAACUUUUUAACAAAUUCUAUGCAGGUGCUUGUCCUUGUUUGUUUCUCAA